Molecule: messenger RNA, 2975 nt
Organism: Diospyros lotus (date-plum)
Lineage: Eukaryota; Viridiplantae; Streptophyta; Magnoliopsida; Ericales; Ebenaceae
Product: transcription factor bHLH155-like
Exons: 11
Coding region: 750-2660 (636 amino acids)
Biological process (GO): regulation of DNA-templated transcription
Molecular function (GO): DNA-binding transcription factor activity; protein dimerization activity
Source: RefSeq, a predicted model, not a curated record
ACGAAUCAUCUCUCUCUCUCUCUCUCUCGUUUCAGAGGCCAAUGAGUACUCUCUUCUAAGCGAUUGCUGGGAGGCAAGGGUUCGGCAAAUUCUUUGAUUGUUCUUCGAAGGAUGGCGGUUAAGGCAGUGGAGAGCUUCGACUUUCUGGGUGAUUCUGAUGAUCGUAAGUCUAAGCAACGAAGAAGGUACUCAUUCCCGAAAGCGCCGUGCUAGCAACUGCAGGGAGGAAAGGAAUUGCUGCAUUUCUUUCUUAACCGCAUAGUUCAUUUUGAUUUUUGAGUCUUGAUUGCUAGUAUUCAGUUCCGUUGUGUCGAUUCAUUCAAAUUCCCCGUAAACUGAACUAAUAAUCUAGAUUACAGCGCGGGAUUUGAGUAUUCCCCUCUGGUUGGCAUAAAUGGCGGAAUUUUUGAAGUACUGGUUUAUGUAGGGUUGUUAGAAUUGACUUCAUUGGUUCGAGAAGCUACUUGUGAUAGUGAGCUCUUUCUUUCGUGAUUUUAUAUUGGUUCUUGGGGUUACGGUUUCGGUUUUUGAGGUUGAGUGAUGGGGUUGGACAGUCUGCUGCUUCCAACUGUUGAGCCGCCGAUAAAGCCACGAACCGGGUUGCGAAUGAAACAGGCAGGAAGAGGUUCUUAUAGAGGUAGCUAGGGUGGAGCAACCGGGGAUUAGGGUUUUUCGGAGGUUCAAUUGAUUAGCCGGGUGCGGACUUUUUAGGGGGAUUGUUACUUGUUAGUAUUGUCUGACUGGAUGAGAUGGGUACUCAAUUGCAUCAAAUGCUCAGGACCCUCUGUUUCAAUAGUGAGUGGCAGUACGCUGUCUUCUGGAAGCUCGACCAUCAAGCUCGGACGAUGCUCACUUGGGAAGAUGCUUACUAUGACUACCAUGAGAAACAUGAGGAUCCAGAGAACAUGUGUUCCACUGAGAUGGGGGUUAGCUUGCAUGAAUGGCUUUUACCUGAUCCACUUGGAUUAGCUCUGGUAAAGAUGUCAUACCACGUACACUCUCUUGGGGAAGGGGUUAUUGGACAUGUGGCAGCUACUGGGAGGCAUAUGUGGAUUUUUGCAGAUGAACAUGAAACUGAUAUGUCGUUGCCAUUUGAGCAUUUUGAUGGAUGGCGGAAUCAGUUUUCUGCUGGGAUCAGGACAGUUGUUCUGGUGCCUAUUUUUCCACAUGGUGUUGUGCAGCUUGGAUCUUUAAAUAAAGUUCCAGAGGUUUUGAAGAUGCUGAACCACAUUAGAGAUAUCUUUUCUGCACAUCAACAUUGCCUACUGGGACGUAGUCCUAGUGUAGGACAUUCUAUGUUGAACAGUUCAUCAUGUUUGAUAGAUAUCUCUUCCGGAAGUUCGGUUUCUGGGAAUUUUCUUGACUGCAUAAGCAGCAUAGGUAGACCAGUUAGCAAAGAUGAUAUGCAGCAUACGCUUUCUGAUCAUGCUUAUGCUGUUCCGUUGCUUGGUAAUUUACUGAAGAAGACAGAUGAAGUGACCAGUAAGGAUAGAGGAAUUGAAUUAUCAGCAUCUUGGGGUGCUGAAAGUGCAAUCUUAGUUAAACCAGGAUCUGAAGUUUUCCUUUUGGAGCAGCAUGAACAAGUACGGAAAAGUUUGCUUAUUGAUAGGAGUUGGAAAUGGGAGUCUGGUAGCUUGGGGUAUCUGGGAGUGGGUUCAGAAGUCCAGGAUACUACAUCUUCUGCGGGCUCUGAGCUAUAUGAGGUAUGCAGACCAGGUUUUGAAAGCGAGACUAUUUAUUAUAAUUUGGAAGCAGAAAAUAUGGAAAAUGAAACAGCUACUGAGAUGCCAGAGGGAAUGGACAGUAGUAGCUUGUUGACAGUGGACUCUGGCUCAGAUAAUCUUCUAGAAGCAGUGGUGGCUAAUGCUUGCCGUGGUGGGAAUAAUGUCAAAAUUGAGAAAUCUGAAUCAGUGAAGUCCACAUUGAUGACUGGAGCAAUGCCACUUACUACCUGCAAUGACCAGUCUCUUAUAGAAAUGGAGACAGUGCACUGCUUGAGCUCUGAGGCAGGUGGUGUGAGCUCUUCGAAGGGCUUUUUAUCGAGGAUCCAUAGUACAUUUGAUGGACCGUUGGAUAAUGCAAAAGAACCAGCUAAGGUCAAUAGGAAGAGAGCUAGGCCUGAUGAAAAUUCUAGGCCUAGGCCAAGAGACAGACAAUUGAUUCAACAUCGCGUUAAAAAGCUAAGAGAGAUUGUGCCCAGUGGAUCAAAGUGCAGUAUCGACUCACUUCUUGAGCGUACAAUCAAGCACAUGCUCUUCAUGCAAAGUACCAUUAAACGUGCUGAGAAACUAAAACCGUCCACCAAGCCAAAGUUGCUUAGCCCGGAACCAGUUGUGCGAGGCUUACCCAUACACGAUCAGGGUUCAACCUGGGCAGUGGAAUUGGGAAGUCACCUAAAUUUUUGUCCAAUAAUGAUAGAGAAUGUCAACAUGAAUGGGCAAAUGCUGAUUGAGAUGAUGUGUGAGGACUGCAGCCAUUUUCUUAAGAUAGCUGAAGCCAUUAGUAGCUUAGGUCUGAUAAUUCUGAAAGGUACUACCAAAGCCUGUGGGAAGAAAACACGGAUGUGUUUUGUUGUUGAGGAGGAUCAGAACAGAAGCAUUCAUCGGUUGGAUAUCCUGUGGACACUUGUGCCAAUACUGCAAUCCAGGGCUUCACUCUAGGGAAUGGAACCGCUACUGUUAUAAGUUGGGGUAGAAAAACAGGAGCAGAAGCAUGUGUUUUCACUGCAGAUAAUCCGAUCCAGGACAAUGUUCUGACGGUUAUGGCUCUUCAACUAUUUGAGGCUUUGUUGUUGGCUCCUCCUGAAUGGUGUGUUAUCUUUAAUUGGAUUUUCUGGUUUGUUUUUGCCCCCUGUAAGCUGAUAGCGAGUGUUUCCUUCCCUUUUCCAACAAUGCAUGGAAAUGGUGUCUUGUUGUUGUUAUUUUAUUUUGUGUCUGGAUUUUUUGAAAUAACUUUUACAUUGCAUGAUUUGCUUA